Molecule: messenger RNA, 2179 nt
Organism: Prorocentrum cordatum
Lineage: Eukaryota; Dinophyceae; Prorocentrales; Prorocentraceae
Source: the annotation of a GenBank genome assembly
CGACGUCGUCUCGCAGCCGCUCUGGCUCGGGCGUGGCCCUGCCGAGGGACCCACCGGGCGGGCUGCUCGGGCGUGGCAUCGGGGCCCGGAGCGGCCGGCGUGGGGCCCCGCGGCGCGCGGGGGAUGGGCGAGGUGCUGAGCGCCAUCGGGUGCUCGGGCCGGCCGGUCUACACGGAGGCGGCCACCUGCCCCCGCACUUCGUGCGGCACGCCCGCGGCGCGCAGGGCCCCCUCGGCGAGGCCCCUGCCGACGCGGAGCCGUCGCUGGGGCGCGAGGGGGCGCGGCAAGCCGGGGCCAUGCGCCGCGGUUGGCUGAAAGAGGAGGGCCUGGACGUGGACUUCGGCGGCGACCUGCCGCCCAGGUGUGAGGAUGCAAUCCCUGAGAGAGGAGAUCAGCAUCGGCGCGGGAAAUCCGUGGUCGAGAGUCGGCCCAAACCAGCACCAUCCCGCCUAUCUGGGCACGGUCCCGCGCAAUCCCUUCUCGCUCGGAGCUCUCGUGUUUUUAUCCUGGGCUCAAUCUUGGCUUGUCCAGCAUUGUGGCCCCCCCCCAAUCGGGCCCACGGCCCGUGACCGCUCUCGCGCAGACCUCCGGGGAGCUGCCUCCCCACAGGUGGCACGUGGUCUCCUCGGACACGGCGCUGUGCAUGGACACCGCGCGGAGCCUGCUGCGGCUCGACGCGCUGUCCGUGACUCCGGUGCCCUUCCUGCGCUCGGGACUGCCGGCGGCCGCGCGUGCCCUGGACGUGGACUUCCCGUGCGACGGGGGCGGCGACGCCGAGUCCGGCGUGCGGGAGUACGGCGUGCAGGCGCUGUGCGAGAUCCUCGGGACCAUGCAGCACCUGGCGGAGAUCCGGCAGCUGAAGGCCACGGAGGUUCUGCUGGACACGGAGCAGGGCGAGUGCACGGCCCUUAAGGUGUCCCAGGUCGAGGUCAGCUACCUCGGCGGCUCGGGGGGCAUCCAGGGUAUCAGUGCGGCCGCCAUGGAGGUCGACCUCCUGAGAUCGACUCUGCAAUCCUGUGCGUUGAGUACAACGUACUCCGCACCUUGCUCUGAGCAUAUGCUGUACCCACUUGGCAUAGCGUUCUUCUUCUUCUGGUCGGUGUAUCCAGGGGACAAGCUCGGUUCGCUGAGCAACGUAUGUACGCUACACCUUGAUGUGACCGUGCUCGUACUGGUAUUUGCGAGGGGCGGGCUAGUCAAGAGGAGGCUGCCGCAGGCGUUCAGCGUCCUUCUUCGUGGCUCCGUACUCCUGCCAGUGUUGGUGAAUCUCACUCGCAACCUUUUGCUGUAUUGCGGUCGUCUGCACAACAUUUCCCUGGCUGCGGUCAAUCUGCACACCGAGGAUCGCGACCUCUUCUGGCUGUAUCUGACGCGCCACGAUGGCGCUGCAUUGGCUGUACUCGGCCUCGGCGGGGGCCGUCCCGUCAACACCACGAUGGAGGUGCACAGCUACGUUGACGACGCCAUGACGACCCGGGUGGGCAGGAACUGUUUGGAGUCGCAGCCGUUCCGAAGAGGUAUCUCUCGACUUCUUUUGGACCUGCUUCUGAAGGGGCUGCUGCUGCGGCUUCUUAUGCGGCAGCGCAUGCACGACAUGCAGGUCUACCUCGACGCGCUCCUCGGCGCGGGCAACGGAGUGGCCACGCACGUCAUUGUCAAGAGGUUUCUCGGCGUCGGGGGCGACGGCGCGGAGGUCGAGGCGCCGAGCGCGCUGGAGGCGACUGUCACUGGGUCCCGCCCCGCCGCCCCGCAGCACCACAUGCUCGACGGCGGACGAGGCGCCUCCGGCUGGCCUCUCGCCGCGAGCGCGGCCGCUGGGGCGGCGUCGGAUGAGGGAGCAGCCUGGCGCGCCGCCAACUCGCAGCAGCCUCCGCACCUGCAUUAUGGGCACUCACAGCUGCAGCACCAGCAGCAGUGGGCGCAACACCAGCAGCAUCAGUGGCCGCAGCAGCCGCUGGACCUGCGGUCGCUGGAGCAGGCGGCUUGGACGCAGCCGCAGCCCGCGCAGGCCGCUGCAGCCAGCGCCUCCCGCGGGCCAGCGCGGCAAGCCCCGCAGCAGCUGCCAGGGCCCAUGCCGCCGCGACCGCUGGAGUCGCCGCUGGCCGCGGGGCUGAUGCAGCAGCAGGCGGCGGCCCCGCCAGCCCGCUCCCCGAGCUCGCCGUCGAGCACGGGGCGGACC